Penicillium taxi is the source of this 471-nucleotide messenger RNA. RefSeq lists its product as uncharacterized. Bases 1 to 471 code for a protein of 156 amino acids. Lineage: Eukaryota; Fungi; Ascomycota; Eurotiomycetes; Eurotiales; Aspergillaceae. The transcript has a single exon. The record is from RefSeq and is a predicted model, not a curated record.
AUGGCAUGGGUUAGAGCUACUCCUGCUAAGAUUUGGAAAGGAUCGCCAAUGGCCACCCUUCGCCGCGCUACACUCGGAAGUUUAAGCAGUCGGGCUGCGAUGAUACGACCUGAGGUUUUGGCGAACCUCGUGAAACUCCGCGAUCUCUACCUCACUCCUGGACUGUGCAACCCUAUCAAUCUCUAUGUCCAGAAGCCGCCACCAUCAUAUACAUCUCCUAAGCCACCGCUGAGUCCACCUCCAUACUUCCCGUCUGAAAAUGAUAACCCCUUUCCACCGCCGUCUCCUAAAGAUCCUUCAUAUCGCUGCGACCCUGGGCAAAAACGAGUCGCACAAGAAGAUACCCAAGGCGAUCAUAAGAGGAUGAAACAAGAUAGACUUCCUAAGAUCCAAGACCUCAAAGAAACACUCAACCUUGGGCCUGAAUGGACUGUGAAUCAUAUCUGCCGACGAUGGGUACCUCUUUGCUGA